Sceloporus undulatus (fence lizard) is the source of this 2715-nucleotide messenger RNA. RefSeq names its product charged multivesicular body protein 2B (gene CHMP2B). Gene Ontology annotation, biological process: endosome transport via multivesicular body sorting pathway; late endosome to vacuole transport; protein transport. Bases 399 to 899 code for a protein of 166 amino acids. The record is from RefSeq and is a predicted model, not a curated record. Gene Ontology annotation, cellular component: ESCRT III complex; multivesicular body. The transcript is spliced from 5 exons. Lineage: Eukaryota; Metazoa; Chordata; Lepidosauria; Squamata; Phrynosomatidae.
UCUAUUUUAAAAAAAAAAACAUUUCUUUAGUUGUGUUGUAUAUCUUUAGCACAGUUUUAUGACACUACAAUGAAUUUGGAGUUGUAAUUCUUUAAUUUAAGAUGCUAGUACAAAUUCUGUAAUAAAAUGCUAUAAUUGACUGCCAAGUCUUAUGAAUUGGAAACAUGUCUGUGUUCAAGAUGUUGAUGAUAUUAUUAAAGAAAGGGAAACAUGUUUUCAUCCAAUAAACUAUAGUGCCUCUCCAUAUUUCUUAUAUCUGUGGGAUUGACUAAAUAUUUUAUGUCUCAGAUAUAAUUAAAGAACAGAAUAAAGAGCUAAGAGGUACACAGAGGGCUAUAGUGAGAGAUCGAGCAGCUCUGGAGAGACAGGAAAAACAACUGGAGUUGGAAAUCAAGAAAAUGGCUAAAACAGGAAACAAAGAAGCAUGUAAGGUUCUUGCAAAACAGCUUGUGCAGCUGAGAAAACAGAAGACUCGAACCUAUGCUGUUAGUUCAAAAGUUACAUCCAUGUCAACUCAAACAAAACUGAUGAAUUCGCAGAUGAAGAUGGCAGGAGCAAUGUCAACUACAGCAAAGACAAUGCAAGCUGUUAAUAAAAAGAUGGAUCCACAAAAGACAUUGCAAACUAUGCAGAACUUCCAGAAAGAAAACAUGAAAAUGGAAAUGACAGAAGAAAUGAUCAAUGACACCUUGGAUGAUAUCUUCAAUGAUUCUGAUGAAGAACAGGAAAGUCAGGAUAUUGUGAAUCAAGUCCUUGAUGAAAUUGGAAUUGAAAUAUCUGGAAAGAUGGCCAAGGCUCCAUCAGCUGCCAGAGGCAUGCCAUCUGCAUCCACGUCCCAAAGUGCCACAAUUUCAGAUGAAGAGAUUGAACGGCAGCUCAAAGCCCUGGGAGUAGAUUAACCUUAUAGUGACAUGCAGCCUGCCUUCUACAAUCACUCCAGUGUCGGGAUACACAUGAACAUCCGACACAGGCUUCAAUAAAAACCAAAUUCCCUUGCAAACCUUGCAUAAGCCUUUACUGGUUACAGUAAACUCUAAGAACAGUUGGAAAAGCUAUAGUUACACUUUAUUGAAAAGAAUAAUGUCAAGUGUGUGAAAAGUGCAGAAUUUGAAUACAUUUGACCAAAUUUGGAUCUACUGUAAAUGGGAGCAUCAAUUACAUGUGAUCUAAAUUUGGAUUGGUUACGUUCAACAUUUUUUCACCAAAAAGCAUCUCACUCAAAGAAUUCUGCAUUUUCCUUUGGGUUUCUGAAUUUACACAAAGCCUUUCUGGAGACACUUGAGUUACAUCUCUAUUUCAAGUACACUAAGACUUCUUAAUUUAUGACAUGACUUUAAAUGAAACCUCAUAUUCUUUUUCAGUUGGAAGGUGACAGUUAUCAACUUCAAGUGAAGGGCAGCCUUUCAUAAGCGCCUUCUUUGAACAUAUUCUUUAUUCAGCCUUGUGUUAAAUUAUACAGUAUGUAUACUUCUAACAUAGUCCAGGAUCUUGGUACAAUACUGCUGUUCCAUUAUUGAAACCUUUCUGGGUGCAAAGUUGUAGUCUACCAGUAUUGUGUGCUAGCAAAAUUGGUUGCAAGGAGAGUACUGAAUAACUUUCAUUGUACUGUAACAUACCUAACUUGAAGAGAAGUCUGUGCCUUUGUGUACAUAGUGCUUGGUUUCUUUUAACCUUUGAAUUGUGAAAAAUGUAAUGUUAAGCCAUUAUCUCAACUAUAUAGCACUGAAGUUAUGUGAACUCAACUGCAGUUGCUGCUACAAACUGCAAAUUACUUCAAAAGCUGGAGAUAGCAUCUUUUUCCUGAAAUAGCAUCUGCAUAUACUGCUAUGCAGCAUUUUUCAUUGAAUAAGUAUUAACUUUGAAAAUAUACUUCAUUGUCCAAUGUAAUAUUUAUGUUCUGUGUUAAGUCAAGUUCUUACACACUCACUGGAAUGAUGUGUCCUUUCUUAUUCAAAGUUAAUAGGUUUACUUGGAUUUAAAUUGCUCCUAAUAUAGUAAAAUAGUGGGUAUCUUGAUGUAAUAUAGGAAAUAUAAUUCAUAUUGUCUGUGUUUCAACAUUACAGCAAGAUUGGGAAAUGCAUUAUGGAGCUAACACUAAUCGUGUAAAUGCAAAUUACCAAGAAAAUGACUGCUGGUUGUCACUGAACAGGACAAAGCAAUUACUGUGACUAUUAUCACCUGACCAUGUACUACGUUUGAACAAAACAUCAACAAUAUUUGUGAGCCUAAGGUCUCAUGUUAGAAUAGAAUUAUAAUUUUUCUUGUUCAAGAAAUGGUCAAAGUAGUCUCUAAUACAUAUAUAAUUGGGUUUUGUAAUUAUAUAUAUAAAAAAGUUUAUAUGGCACUAUGGUACUUUGAGUAAGUUUUCCUUUUUACAGAUUUUGUAAAAAUCAAAUAAAAGCAUUUUACUCCUCCAGUGCCAUGUUCAUUUGAUAGAUAUGAUAUAUUACUGGAAAAAAACAGCUUAAACGCUUUCAGUAAUCAAAGAAUUAGGCUGCAAUCUUACACUGCUUACCUCAGAACACACACCACUAAUCUCAGUGGAAUUUACUUUUAAGUAGACUUGUAUAGAAUUGUGUUGUAAAGGAAGCAUAACAAAACUUUCUUUUUAAAUUAAGGCUGAUAUGUAUAUGAUAAAGACAAGUAAUCAUUUCUCACCUGUGUUCAUAACCCUGCUAUUAACCAAGAGUUCUAAAAUAAAUGAGGUGAAAAAUA